Molecule: messenger RNA, 843 nt
Organism: Penicillium crustosum
Lineage: Eukaryota; Fungi; Ascomycota; Eurotiomycetes; Eurotiales; Aspergillaceae
Exons: 2
Coding region: 1-843 (280 amino acids)
Source: RefSeq, a predicted model, not a curated record
AUGCUCGUCCCUGAUACGGGGGAUCCAGUACCCCAAUUUCAGGGCCAGGCUGUUUACUACGGCCUGACUCCAGUCGCUCCAGGUCCAGUUCCGGUUCCAGUUCCAGUCCCAGCUCAGUAUGGUCCCGAGUACUUCGGUCCUCCAUCCAUUGCCUGCUCCGCUGGGACCUCCUUCAUAUGGCCCGCCGAUGAUGAUUCCUAUAAUUCCUGGCUCCCAAUUUCUUGCCCCCCUCCUUUGAACAUUGCUUACACUAAUCCGAACUACUCUAUGGGAACCUCUUACCCCAGAAACCCUGCUGACGUUCCGGAGAAAACUUCCCGCGAGUGGCUUUUUGCUUAUCGCAAAUUCAUGACCUGGACUCACACAGUGUACUAUUCAUCAAACUCACCCGAGGCAUUCGUGAAUUCCUGGAAACACGCCCUUGCAGAGAUGAAAGAGGCCUUUGGACCCCCAUCUCUUCCCACGGUCUUUGUCCUCAAUCAGUUCCUUGCUGCGGUCAGUGUGCACCCCAGCACCAUUCCAUGGAUUGAGUCACUCCAGUUCAAACAAGGCUCUCUGCCGGCAUCCAUUCUAGAUGAAGCUUACGCCGAUUUCCUAGAGUUUGAGGCCGACCGGCUAGGAACCGAACCCCCGGCCUUGAGUGACAUAGAUAGUAUCUCCACUGACAUGGAUCGAAUGGAAAUUUCUCCCAAGGCAUACUGUCCCUAUCACCGGCGUCUCACAAGGCAUCCGGUUGACCAGUGUUUUCGAAACCCACGGAACACGAAGCGUAAGAGGAGGUGGAGACGAAGACAGGUGCUCAUUACAGCAGCUGUUGAUGCCGAGAAAAAGAAGUGGCUGUAA